This is a messenger RNA of Myotis brandtii (Brandt's bat), 3378 nucleotides long. RefSeq names its product cyclin-dependent kinase 17 (gene CDK17). The record is from RefSeq and is a predicted model, not a curated record. The coding region runs from base 122 to 1693 and encodes 523 amino acids. Gene Ontology annotation, biological process: protein phosphorylation. Gene Ontology annotation, molecular function: ATP binding; protein kinase activity. The transcript has 17 exons. Lineage: Eukaryota; Metazoa; Chordata; Mammalia; Chiroptera; Vespertilionidae. Gene Ontology annotation, cellular component: nucleus; cytoplasm.
CAAUUAUGAAAUUUGUUUCAAGUUUGGUUUAAAGUAUUUUGAAGACAGAGGAUUGCAUGCUGCAGAGACUUCUGUAUAUAGCAUUUAAGAAGGAUAUUUCAAGUCACAUUCAAUCGAUAGGAUGAAAAAAUUUAAGAGAAGGCUAUCCCUCACACUUCGAGGAAGCCAGACUAUUGACGAAUCAUUGUCUGAAUUGGCUGAACAAAUGACUAUUGAAGAAAAUAGCAGCAAGGAUAAUGAGCCUAUUGUGAAGAAUGGCAGGCCUCCAACCUCUCACAGCAUGCAUUCCUUCCUACACCAGUACACAGGGUCCUUCAAGAAGCCCCCAUUGCGGAGACCACAUAGUGUUAUUGGAGGAAGCCUUGGCUCCUUCAUGGCAAUGCCCAGAAAUGGAAGCAGAUUAGAUAUUGUUCAUGAAAAUCUAAAAAUGGGAUCAGAUGGUGAGAGUGACCAAGCUUCUGGGACAUCAUCUGAUGAAGUCCAAUCACCUACAGGUGUUUGUCUUAGAAAUCGUAUACAUAGACGGAUCUCAAUGGAGGAUUUAAAUAAACGGUUAUCACUGCCUGCAGAUAUCAGAAUACCUGAUGGAUAUCUUGAAAAGUUUCAGAUAAACAGUCCACCGUUUGAUCAACCAAUGAGCCGAAGAUCUCGUAGAGCUUCCUUAUCAGAAAUUGGGUUUGGGAAAAUGGAAACCUACAUCAAAUUGGAGAAGCUUGGAGAGGGUACAUAUGCUACAGUAUAUAAAGGGAGAAGUAAAUUGACAGAGAAUUUGGUGGCAUUAAAAGAGAUCCGAUUGGAACACGAAGAAGGUGCACCCUGCACAGCGAUAAGAGAAGUUUCACUGUUAAAGGAUCUAAAACAUGCAAAUAUAGUUACCUUACAUGACAUUGUUCACACAGAUAAAUCUUUGACUCUGGUGUUUGAGUAUCUGGAUAAAGACUUAAAACAGUACAUGGAUGAUUGUGGAAACAUCAUGAGUAUGCACAAUGUGAAGCUGUUUUUAUACCAAAUUCUACGUGGUUUGGCAUAUUGCCACAGAAGGAAAGUGUUGCACCGAGACUUGAAACCACAGAACCUCCUCAUUAAUGAAAAAGGAGAACUAAAGCUAGCCGAUUUUGGACUAGCCAGAGCCAAGUCAGUUCCCACAAAGACCUACUCAAAUGAAGUUGUCACACUAUGGUACCGGCCACCUGAUGUGCUUCUCGGUUCCUCAGAGUACUCAACACAGAUUGACAUGUGGGGUGUUGGUUGCAUUUUCUUUGAAAUGGCUUCUGGAAGACCUCUGUUUCCAGGAUCAACUGUGGAAGAUGAACUGCACUUAAUUUUCCGACUGCUAGGGACUCCAUCUCAGGAAACUUGGCCAGGUGUUUCUUCAAAUGAUGAGUUCAAGAACUACAACUUCCCAAAAUAUAAACCACAACCUCUAAUUAACCAUGCACCCAGGUUAGACUCUGAAGGAAUCGAAUUGAUAACAAAAUUUCUUCAGUAUGAAUCUAAGAAAAGAGUUCCAGCAGAAGAAGCCAUGAAACAUGUGUACUUUCGAAGUCUGGGACCAAGGAUACAUGCCUUACCUGAAAGUGUAUCAAUAUUCAGUUUGAAAGAGAUUCAGUUGCAAAAGGACCCAGGUUUUCGAAAUUCUUCUUAUCCAGAGACAGGACAUGGGAAGAACAGAAGACAGAGCAUGCUCUUUUAAGUCUGAUAACAUGGUUUCAAGCCCAGCCCCCAGCCUUUCUUAUCAAUCAAGGACUCAGAUCUGAAGGCAAUUAUUUCUUUUGGUGGACUUGGAAUCUCCGUUUGUCUACACUGUCCUCUUCACAGUGGAGUCUUUUUAUUUCAGACCUACAGAUUGUUUUUAUAUUUGUUGUCACAGUGUGACAAUUUUUUUGUACAGUUGGUUUUAAGGUCUUCUCUGCCAUUAGAGCCAGUAGGUUACAGCUAUUGAUGUAACUGUAGCUGCAAUUUUUGUGCAGGACUGAAACACAGUGCAUUAUUUAUUGCGGAAUCAUUGCUGCUAAAUAACUACUGUCUGUUUAUUUAACACAACAGUUGAAUGCCUGAAGAAGUUGCAGUGGCUUUAUUAUGUGAAUGCAUCUGUUUCUCCUCAUGAAUUGUUUUACUGCUGCAUUUUUGUUUGUUUUUAAAAUUAAACUGCGGUGUUUUCUGGAAUGUAAAUUCAGCUUUGCUUAACAGUAAAAUAAGUGAGCCAUCUUGAACACUCUAAGUUCAUGCUAUAUAAUCUAUAUAAUUUUUUUUAUUGAACAUUGGCAAAUAGAGUAGCUAAGAAAUUGAUAAGCACGUUAUGUUUAGGAAAACGCAAUGCAGAAGUUGAUUCAAGCAAGUGAACACCUGACAUUUUGGGGAUCUCACAUUAGAUACCAGAAAAUUAAAGCACCAAAAUUAUUUAUUUUUACCUUUCCUCAUUUUAGAAAUAUUUACUGCAUAUUAUUGGAUAUUUUUUACUAAUACACUUAUCUAUUUUACAUCGUGCUUUAAUUUAGUUCAGACGAAACCAUACAAGUCCAAACAUGAGAGGUCUUAUUUGUUUUAAAUAUAAUUCUUUUAUUAGAAAGGAUGAUAUAUCAUUGAGGAACAAUUUAUUUCGUUUGGGGUUGUCUGUAUGUGUGUAUUUUAAUAACAUUCAAUUGGAAUCAGCUGAAAGCUGUAAUAUGUCUUUGAAAUGAGCCAUGAUAAAUACAAAUGAGAGAAGAGAGAGCUUAGAGGAUUGUUUUAAAGCAUUUUAGAUAUUAUCUGUUUACCAGAUACAAAAUUACAAUUUUAAUUAUGCAUCUCUUUGAACAUCAUAAACACACCUUGGUGUUAGUAAUAAUGUUUUAAGCAUUUGUGUUAACUUUUAGGACUAUUUGUUUAGUGCAUCUUACAAACUACAAAUCUUAAUUGGUAUAUUUUGAGGUGGUCAUGUAAAUUUUUGGCUUAUAUAUCAUGAAAAUAGUCAUAACUUAAUUUUCUUCCUGACAUUCAUUCACUGUAAAACAUUCAGGGGUCCUACCAUUUCUGUUCAGGAAAUCUUGUAGUUUAUUGUUAUUUAACAGUAUUAAGUGAAUUUUUGUAUAUUUCAUUUUAACUUUAUUUGUGAAUAGUGAUUGUGGCAUGCUUAGGGUGUUAUUUUAAUAUUUCAUGAUAGUGAAAUUUUAAUUUUUUAAAAAAAAUUUCUGGAAGAAACAGAUUUAUGUGUAAUGGUGAAUAUUGGACCACUACUGCUUUUCACUUUUGUAAAUAAGUUUUAUGUUAAACCCUGUAGCCUAACAAACUGCUGUUAUUUCUAACUGACAGACAUGUAUUAGAAGGUUAUAAAUAUUAUGUGAAAUUCCUCCCUUUUGUUUUGAAAUUUAUAAUAACAAAAUAUUCAUGUUGUUAAGA